Molecule: messenger RNA, 1428 nt
Organism: Suillus clintonianus
Lineage: Eukaryota; Fungi; Basidiomycota; Agaricomycetes; Boletales; Suillaceae
Product: S-adenosyl-L-methionine-dependent methyltransferase
Exons: 13
Coding region: 258-1358 (366 amino acids)
Source: RefSeq, a predicted model, not a curated record
CAAUAGGAACGACUAUGUUCCCUUCGUCUAUGGUUUGCUAAAGGGGGGUACCACGAACUCCAUCUGGAACGAAUCACAGAAACACUAUACGACGAGUCUCUUUAAAUAGGACUGUGUUACUGCGAACUAUCGAGUAUCCUAUCAUACCCUCAACCAGUCAGUGACCACUGCCAGUCACUGGUGGCUGGUUUUCUGCAAGAUGAUUCCCAUUUACGGGCUGUCGAAUCACGACGACUUCCGAGUCCCUGGCAGUGAGCAUGACUUGCGACGUUACGGAGUUUGCUUAUGGCCUGCUCGACAAGGGUCUGGUCCCAGACUUCGUUCUUCGUGUAAUAAUUCGCGCCCUGUGCCGUGAACGUCUACGAACAAUUGAUCAUGGAUCGUUUGAACUCAACCAUGCUGCCAAGAUAAAAUGGAUUGAGGACGUUCGCGCGCGUGCCUCUAUUGCAGACGCCACGCAGACAGCCAACGAGCAACAUUAUGAGGUGUCUACCAAGUUUAUUCUCUCCUGCCUUGGCCCAUACGCCAAAUAUUCCUCUUGUUUGUAUCCAACUGGCCAUGAAACACUGGAACAGGCAGAAAUUUUGACGUUAGAAAGCUACUGCAAGAAGGCACAGCUAGUAGAUGGGAUGGAUGUCCUUGACCUUGGUUGCGGAUGGGGCAGUCUCUCCAUUUAUCUUGCUCAGAGAUAUCCAAAAUCUCAAAUCACCGGUCUAUCCAACUCCUCAACCCAGAAAUCGUACAUUGACGAUAUUGCGAAAGAAAAGGGUCUAAACAAUGUCAAGAUCAUCACUGCCGAUGUCAAUACCUUUGACUUCGGUGAAACUAAGCGCUUUGACCGUAUUUUGUCCAUCGAAAUGUUUGAGCACAUGAAAAAUUAUGAAGUGCUUCUUCAAAAGAUAUCCACUUGGUUGCGUCCAACCUCUGCAAAUCACGCACGCGAAUCUUUGUUAUUCGUGCAUCUGUUCUGCCACAAGAUGACCCCAUAUCACUUCGAUCAGGACGAUGGGUGGAUGGCUCAAACGUUCUUCACCGGUGGAACGAUGCCUUCUCAUGACCUUCUGGCAUACUUCCAGUCAGAUCUGACCCUCGUCAGAAGCUGGUACAUUAACGGUCAACAUUACUCCCGUACACUCGAAGCGUGGCUCGAGAAACAGGAUCUUAAUGCUAAAGCAGGCAUCAAAGAACUCGAAGAAGACGCAGUCUCAAAGGGCCUCAACAAGGAGGAGGGCCGUAAGGCCUUUUACAGGUUUCGUGUCUUUUACAUGGCCUGUUCGGAACUUUUCGCCCUUCAUGGCGGCGAAGAAUGGGGCAUCGGACAUUACUUAUUGAAGCCCAAAAUGAUUCAACAGUCGUAAUUAGUCAAUGUAUCAGCGUAUACAUGCAUAGCUUCCAUAACUGCAAUUCUGCGACAGCGCAGUCAAACAA